UAACGACAUCUACAAGUACUCUGAAGGGCAUCAACUUCUACACUUUCGACAGCCUGAAGCUGUGUGUCAAGGAGUUAAAUCCUAAUUAUAAUCUUUGCUGGGAUCUAUCAGUACGCGUGCCGACAAGUCGAUAUAUCAAUUGUUUCUGACUCUUGCUAUAAGGUUCACACGGCUUUCAAUUAUUCAAUUGAUUUCGGUCAAUCAAUAAAUUACUCUUUCAAUCCUACUCAUCAAUUAUAGAUAUUUAUCACGCUUGUAGCGGCCGGGCAGCUCUGUUAAUUCUCCCCGGCGCAAAUAUAAUUGCCUUGGCCGAAUACCAAUCAACCACGACAGACAUGGACGCGCCAAACCAAACUCCAGCUCCUGCAGCUGCAGCAGGAGCCAAUGACACAACCAUGGGCGAAUCAUCUCCUCCUAAAUACGUCCCCCAAUUCUCUGCCGCGACCGAAAUGAUUCUUCAGCGCAUGAAAGCAGGAAUAACUGGUGGGCUGUCCAGUAUUGGCAUUACAGGGACACCACCGGGCUACGAGGAAAUGCGCAGAAACGUUAUGUCGGGCAUGAAAACUACACAGAAUAUGCAAAUAAAUACACCACCACCAAGAUAUCAAACUAGCAAAAAGCCAACGCCCAAAGCCAGUGUCACACCUAAAAUUGAAACCCCAACAGGGUCUGUAAAUAGUGCAGGGACAAAAAAGAGAGGGAAAGGACCAAGGGCAGGACAAAAGCGGAAAAGAGUUAAGGAUGAUAGUGAAAGUGCAGACGAGUCUGAUGCUUUAAGUGGUGUAGGUGGGGAUUCAGACUCGGAUGGUUCGAACAGUGCGACUACGGAAAUGCCAAAAAUUACACAGAGCGGGAGACAAAUAGUGAAGCCGACACAAUUCGUUCCUACACUGCCCGAGACAAGCUCGAGAAAACGGUCUUCUGCGUCAGCACAUAAGCGAAGCCAAAAUCAAGAACAAGCCUUAUGCAAGAGAUGUGGGAGAGGCAAUAGCCCUCAGAAUAAUAUGAUAGUUUUUUGUGACGGGUGUAAUUUAGGAUGGCAUCAGAUGUGCCAUGAUCCUGUGGUUUCGGAAGAAGAGGUGAAGGAUGAACAAGCUCCAUGGUUUUGCAAUGAUUGUGCGAGGAAAAGGGGUAUUAAACCGGCACCAUCUAAGACUGACGGUGUUAGUUGGGCCGGUAAAACAAUAGAUCAGGUAUUCCUUAAACUUUACUUUUUUGCUCUAAACUUUGUCAGCUAACAAAUUUUGUAGAGAAGGGCAUAUCUAGCAACACUCCCACAUCCUCAGCUAGUAGAGCUUCUCGUCAAAGCUUCAGCCCUUCAUCCAGAUAUGCCCAUAUUCCCUGCAAAUCCUCCACCCCUCCAACCCCGCCAAUCACAGAAUACAUCUCGCCCCACAACAAAUCAUGCCGCACAACCAUUCCCUCCUUCUGCCACAUCCACAGCAGGUCUCUUCUCUCGUGCAGAAUCAAAUCCCAACGCCCCAAUGAACUUCAUUCGUAAAGUAGCCGCUAACUCCACGGCUUCUAAUAUCACCCCUUCUUCAAUGUUUACCUCAUCAUUCCCGCCAGCACCAGCUUUCGCUCAUGCUUCUUCCGCUCCACCUACAUUACCUCCACAAACCACGGCAAAUACCGAGACAAAUGGAAACACCAAUGGAAUGGGUAAUGGACAAGAUCUGUCACAGGAAAGCAGAGAGUCUACUCCAAAUAGUCCACCAUACCCUAAAGCUGGAACAGGCCUUAUGAGUAAACUAGGUCCAGAUGACGAAGAUAUCGAGUGGUUAGUUGAUAAUGAAGAUUUCGAGGCUUUUAGUCAUACGGUAUAUGAUGAUCAUGGGGAAAAGGAUGCUGGGGUUAUAUGAAGAACAGUUGGGUUGACUAGGUAAAAUGAAUCUGGAAAGCACAUUAGAGAGGACUGGGUGUUUAUGCACGGUUUCUUGGGUGAUGAGGCUCUACGUGGAUCAAAGAACGAUUCCGGCUUGACUGGUGGUUGCUUGUUCAGCAUUUGUUGGUGGAUGCGUUGCAUUUUUGUACAUAAGAUUCACGGUGGGUAUUAUCGCUAGCAAGGUGCAUGUAAUCUUAUAUCGAUUAUGUAUGAUAUAAUAAAAUACUAAUUGCUCCAUCAUC
This is a messenger RNA of Sclerotinia trifoliorum, 2127 nucleotides long. The record is from the annotation of a GenBank genome assembly. NCBI's taxonomy places the organism in Eukaryota, Fungi, Ascomycota, Leotiomycetes, Helotiales, Sclerotiniaceae.